AUGGGUCCUCGACAAGGAUUGGCGCCAGCACUGGAAAUUGAAGCAAGGGAAGAAAAAAAGCCGAUGUUCAUCAACCAGUGCAAAUCCAAUCAAAGCCAGCCAGUGCGCAAAUCAAUGCUUCUUCAACAACCCAUUUCCGGUUACCUCGUCGGCUUGCCCUGCCAUCUGCCAUAUGUUCUCCGCCUCGAGUCCGCACACUUAUACGAAGUAGGUAAGAAUACACCAGGAGGCUUGCGUACCGUUGCUUCAAUCGGACGCCAGUGA
Messenger RNA from Botrytis fragariae, 264 nucleotides. RefSeq lists its product as uncharacterized. The transcript is spliced from 2 exons. The record is from RefSeq and is a predicted model, not a curated record. Lineage: Eukaryota; Fungi; Ascomycota; Leotiomycetes; Helotiales; Sclerotiniaceae. The coding region runs from base 1 to 264 and encodes 87 amino acids.